Messenger RNA from Limulus polyphemus (Atlantic horseshoe crab), 2216 nucleotides. RefSeq names its product synaptotagmin-15-like. The transcript has 8 exons. NCBI's taxonomy places the organism in Eukaryota, Metazoa, Arthropoda, Merostomata, Xiphosura, Limulidae. Gene Ontology annotation, biological process: regulation of dopamine secretion; regulation of calcium ion-dependent exocytosis; calcium-ion regulated exocytosis. The coding region runs from base 68 to 1300 and encodes 410 amino acids. Gene Ontology annotation, molecular function: calcium ion binding; syntaxin binding; phosphatidylserine binding. The record is from RefSeq and is a predicted model, not a curated record.
CGAGAGCUUACCGACUCGACAUCAUCUCUUGAGAACUUCGGGUAGAGCGACAAAACGGAUCGUUCUAAUGCAGCCUACAGCAACCAAACCCAAAACUUUACCGAGAACACCUGAGUCACAGCUUCACUUAACCAUGAAACGACGGCAGGAGGAGCCCGCUAAACCGCAAGUACAGACUGACCCCAUCACAGAACAAGAACCAUUGGAUGGUGAUGUACCGUCAUUACGACAUCCUCUUUUACUGACAUUGGGAGCAGUAGGUUUUGCUUCAGUCAUUGCGAUCAUAAUUGGUUUUGCCAUAUAUCGACGAUGGAAACGUCAACGAAGCUAUGAGGAGCUUGGAAAAGACUCUGCAGUUGAACGUUAUUCAAGAAAGUCAGCGGACGCAUCUAUAUAUGGUUGUAUUACGCAAGAGCGGCCAAUCGAUUUCGUUGUUCCCACUAUGUCUCUUCCUGUCCAGCACAGCCCGGGAGAAGCGUCUUUAUCGUCUGGUUCUUCCCCGGACGCCAUUUUGUGGUCCAGACUCUCCUUGAUCGACAGUGGAACAUCUGAUCCUUCUGAAUCCUCUCUCUUUGGUGGAUUGAACCCGGAACUAUACAAAGUUUGCCACAACGACACUGGAGAGGAGUUUAUCUUCCCAGAUGACCAUAGAGGGCGUCUUUGGUUCAGUUUAGAAUAUGAUGCUGUUAAAGAAAGACUCGUUCUACAGCUAAUCAAAGGCAAGAACUUUCCUUCGAGGACGCUGGGAUCCGUCAACUGCUGUGAUCCGUUUGUGAGAAUUUUCCUGCUUCCAGAUGAACGUCGUUACCUUCAAACAAAAGUGGCGAAGAAAACGUGUAAUCCAAAGUUUGAAGAACAGUUCAUUUUCCAGGUUUCCCCUGACCUUGGUGAGUUACUGGUUAGCCUGACCUACAGUCAGAAUUUGGAACGUUUAACCAUUACAAUAUUUGAGGCUCAAGGUCUUCAGAUUCCAGAAGAUUCAUCAAUGGCAGGUUCUUAUGUAAAGCUUACGCUGAUGAUAGACAAUAAACCAGUGAAAACGAAGAAGUCUUCUGUGGCCAGAAAGACAGCUGAGCCCAAGAACAAUGAAACUUUUAUCUUUCGCCUUGGUUCAAAUUGUGUCAGCACUGCAAGUUUGAUCCUUCAAGUGAUUGUGGCGAAUGGAAACCAGAAAGAUAAAUGUCUGGGAAGAAUUGUCCUUGGUUCUUAUAUGUUUGCCAGAGGAAAAGCCCUGGAACACUGGAAUGAGAUAGUAGCAGGAAAUCACCACCAGGUGCGAUAUUGGCACAAACUAACGUAACAGCAAGUAAAUAACUAGUCAUUUUUGGAGCACGUUCCUUUCUGACGUGUUUCUAUUGGUUGUAUUUGCUCUGUGACUAUGAUGUGUUUAGUAGUUGAAUGAAACUACAGAAGUCAAAAAUAAAUAAAUAAACAAAAUAAAAUGAAUCAUUUAAGCAUAUCACAACAAAAAAUAAUAUAUGCUACAUAUAUAUAUAUACUAUAAUAUGUAUACUAUAUAAUAUCUGGACUUUACAUUCAAUAAUGUGUAUUGUAAUGUGUAAAUCCGAUAAACUUAUAGACAGUGGUGACAGAAUAAAAUAACACAUCAAGGUAACGUAGACUUCACAUCUGUCAUCAACAAGAUAAUUAUCGUAGCGAUCUAUAUGAUGUUUUCUUUUAAUCUAUCAAUUAUUCCAGUUGAGAAAAAUGAUUAUAAUAAGAAAAAUAUGUGAUUUUAUAAUUGAAAAAAAAUACAAUUAGAAUAAUCAAGUUUGUGGUAUGCCUGCGAGUUAUCAAAAAUUAUCCAUACCUAAUUAUCACUAAAUAAUUAGAAUUAAUUGUGAGUUCCGAUUUCGCGACAGAAGAGUACGUAUUUCAUAGCUGUGUUUUUGAAAAGAUCGUUAAAUUGUAACAAUAUGAUUAGCUUGUGAUAGAAUAACAAUAGACAUAUAAAUAUAUUUGUACGUAUGUACAUUUAUAGACACAUUUCUGUUGAGAUUGUAGACAAUAUUUGAAUGUACUUACUAGAGAUUAUUAUAACAUAUUUAAACAUAGCCGUAUCAAUUUUACCAGGGUCAUUCAAAAUGGCUUUUUUAAUAUGAGAAAAAAAAAGAGUUUCUUAUGUUUUUCCUGUGAGUGAAAAUGAUCUUUAAUAUACAUAUCUUCUAUGUUAGUUUAUAGUUGUGUAUUUUAGCGUUCAUAAGACAAAAACUGGU